This is a messenger RNA of Lodderomyces parapsilosis, 1314 nucleotides long. RefSeq names its product fatty acid synthase (gene CEM1). The transcript has a single exon. The record is from RefSeq and is a predicted model, not a curated record. The coding region runs from base 1 to 1314 and encodes 437 amino acids. Gene Ontology annotation, biological process: fatty acid biosynthetic process. Gene Ontology annotation, molecular function: 3-oxoacyl-[acyl-carrier-protein] synthase activity. Lineage: Eukaryota; Fungi; Ascomycota; Pichiomycetes; Serinales; Debaryomycetaceae.
AUGACAAGAGUAGUGGUUACAGGAGUAGGGAUAAUUUCACCGCUAGGUGUUGGACUCAAACACAAUUGGACGAGACUUAUUGCUGGUGAGUCAGGAAUAACAUCCACAACGAAUCUACCCAAUUACUCCCAAGACGGGUGGGACAAGAUCCCAUCAAAAGUCGUAGGAGUAGUACCUGAAGGUCCAUUGUCAGAGGGAAAGUGGAAUCCAACCGAACACUUGACACCUGGAGAAAUCAAACGAGUGGCGAAAUUUAGUCAAUAUGGAUUGGCAUGUACACAAGAGGCUAUAGAGGAUGCACAAUUGGAUCCAUCAAGAUUGCGAAACUCCAAGUCAUUCGGUGUUGCCGUUGGAAGUGGGAUUGGCUCAUUUCAAGAUGUAUUUGACAACACCACUGCAUUUAAUCAAGGUGGUUACCGCAAGGUACAACCGUUGUUUAUCCCCAAACUACUAAACAAUAUGGCUGCGGGUAACAUUUCCAUCAAGUACGGAUUGAAAGGUCCCUUACAUUCAGUAUCAACUGCAUGUGCCACAGGACUUCAAGCUAUUGGUGAUGCAUACAACUUUAUCAAGAUGAAUUAUGCUGAUGCAAUGAUAUGUGGUGGAACAGAAUCUUCAAUUCACCCAUUAGCAUUAUCUGGUUUUGCAAGAGCGCGUUCAUUGGUGACUGAUUUCAAUGACGAACCAACUAAAGCAAGCCGACCAUUUGAUAAGGAUCGAAAUGGGUUUGUGCUAAGCGAAGGAUGCGGUAUUGUUGUUGUUGAAAGUUUGGACCAUGCGUUGAAACGUGGAGUUACUCAGGACCAAAUUUAUGGAGAAAUAUUUGGCUAUGGCUUAUCAGGAGAUGCAUAUCAUAUUACUGCACCACAGGAAGAUGGCGAAGGCGCAUACAAUGCUAUGAAUCAAACUUUAACUCGAGCACAAAUUGACCCCCAAAGAGUCAACUACAUAAAUGCUCAUGCUACAUCAACCACGAUUGGCGACCGGGCCGAGAAUAAUGCUUUGUAUCGAUUGUUUUCUCAACUGACAUUAGUUUCGUCAACAAAAGGAGCCAUAGGUCAUUUAUUGGGGGCUGCUGGUGCUGUUGAAGCAAUCUUUACUUUACAAGCUAUGAAAACGGGUCAAGUACCACCGACAUUAAACUUGGACAAUCCGGGCGGAAAAUUGGGUGAUGAAGAGGAUAAAUUUGCCAAGUUUGAUUAUGUUGCAAACAAGCCGAAAUUGGACAUUGAUAUUGAGUAUGCCAUGUGUAAUUCAUUUGGAUUUGGUGGGGUAAACAGUAGUUUAUUGAUUGGGAAAUACCGUGGAGAUUGA